Molecule: messenger RNA, 7415 nt
Organism: Panonychus citri (citrus red mite)
Lineage: Eukaryota; Metazoa; Arthropoda; Arachnida; Trombidiformes; Tetranychidae
Product: agrin-like
Exons: 14
Coding region: 1439-7399 (1986 amino acids)
Biological process (GO): anatomical structure development
Molecular function (GO): protein binding; calcium ion binding; extracellular matrix binding
Source: RefSeq, a predicted model, not a curated record
ACUCUGGUUAAAUUAACUCAGCGAUUUCCGUUGAAAAAAAAACUAGUUGCUUUCCAUUGAAAGUAAUCAACUUUUUUUCUGUGAAAUUUUAACAUUGAAACAACUUUUUGAGCAACUUUUAUCUUGAUCUUAUCUUUAUUAAUAUUAUCAAGUUUCAUCCAUGUUGGUUCACAAUUGAUCAGUUUACCUUUGUGAUUUAUUGAUUAUAAUUCAAUAAACUCAAUCAUCUUGCAAAUGUAAACAAAAAAGUCAAAUUGCAACUGUAACUUGCAAAUGAACGGCCAAUUAAAGUAACAAAUUCAUCUCCCACUCAAAGUUUGAUUAUGAUUAGAAAAGAUUAAGGUAAUUAUCAUCUAAUCAUUAAGGUAUUUUUGUUUAUAAUUCUUACGUCAUUAUGAUAAUAACAUGAAAUGAAAUGAAUCAUGAAUUAAGUGAAAUAGAGAUGAAGUUUUUAUUAAUACAUUGAAUGGAAAACAAACGAGAAUUUAAUUAGUUGAUAUGAUUGAACUUGAUUUCUCUCAUCAAUAAGAUCUUAAUUGUUAUCUUCGUUUUUAUCAUUAUAUUCAUUUUCCCUAUUCUUUAACAUUCUCAUUCUCAUCAUCUUCAUCAUUCUCUUUGUAUCAAAUCUCUUUCUCCAUCUUCAUCUUCCUCUAUUUUCAUUGAUCCAAAGUCAAAGCAAUUUUUUCAACUAACAAUCAUGCCUCAACCUCUACAACUAACUGAGAGUAUCCUUGCUCACUUUCAUCUUCUGCCCUAUCAUCAUGAUGCUACAGUAGAUGUUGAAACCAUCAGCUUCCUCAUCCUCAUCAUUUCACCUUCUCUUCCAAUCAUUUGCAAUAAGAAUGCUGAAAGAGUGAAUAACAUCAAACUUGAGAGAAAGUUACUCUUUUUUCCACUUUUUUCCUUUCAAUUUGUAUUCACAAUGUGAUGGAAAAGAGAGAGAGAGAGAGGAAAAGAGAGAAAUAAGUGCCCCAGUGACAGAGUAAACUGAGAGAAAGUAAAAAGAAAGAGGAUGAAAAGAUGAGGAUGAAUCUCACCAAAAUCAGCAUCAGAAUCUUCAUCACCAUGAAACCUCUUAUGUAACUUUUUUUUCCUCAACAUUUUCUCGUCUUUCAAUUGCCUUUUUCUUUGCCUUUUUCCAAGUCAUUUUUUGCUCCACAAAAUAAUGAUUAUAAUGUAAGUCUUUCAUCAUCUCUCAUCACCUUGAUGAUCAUCAUCAACAUCAUCAACAUCACCAACAUAAUCUGCAUCUUUAUCAACAACAAUAAAAAAUGUAACCAAGUCUUUCAACAAUCAACCACAUGAAGUAACAAAAUAAAAUAAAUUGUGAAUAAAAAAAUGUUUCCUUUUAUUGUUCAACUGUCUUUCAAAGUCUUUCAAUUUGAUUAAUUAAUUGUGAUCUAAUUGUUCCCUGUGAUCAAUUAACUAUCUCACCUUAAUGAGAAGUGAUUCAGUUGAUGCUCUCUAUCCUCUCAGACGAGGUAGACCCAAUCGAAGUGUCACUUUUUCUGAGGUCACUUUUUACCAUAAUAACAACAAUCAUCACCAUCGAUCAUCAUCCAAUCUUCAGCAUCAUCAGUCUCUUCAACCUUCUCGUUUAUCUUCAUCAACGAAAUCAUCAACCCAUUAUCACUCUCAAGAUCUUCCAUCUCUCAGUCAACAUCAUCCUCAUCAUCAACAAAGUUCAGCUUCAUCUUAUUACUCUCGGUCAUCUCCUCGUGGCCCAUCACCAUUAGGUAAUUCAGUAAUCGGCGACCUCAUUGAUAAUGAUAAUAACACUUUAUUCAAUGAAUAUCUUUGUUCGUGUCAUUUAGAUUCUGAAAAUAACUCAGCCUACGAUAAUUCAAUAACAAAUGAUAAAUCAAUUUAUCUUCAAGAAUCAAACUCACCCUUAAUUGAUAACAACAUGAGCUCCGUUUCAAACCCCUACGAGAAUCCAGCUAAUCUAAUUAACGGAUUACCAGGACAAAUUUAUUAUUCUAAUCACUUAUCUAAUCACUUCCAACAGAAUCACUCUGGUAAUAAUCAACCACAUAAUCAGUCACAUAAAAGUGUCAAGGAUCAAAUUUAUCUUUCAUCACCUCGUCACUAUCAACAGCAUCAUCAUCCGCAUCUCCAGCACAAUCAACAACAACAACAACUUGGUUUCCAUCCUCAUUUCCCACCACAAGUAAUAACUAACAAGAUAAUGAUACCAAGUAACCAAAGAGUUAAUCAAAACAAUCAGAAUCCAGUGAAUAAUAAUAAUCGCUCAUUGAUAGAUAUACUUUUAGAAUGGACUUGUUUACCUGAGAAAAAUUUGUUAACAUCAUCACAAUAUUUUCCCUAUUUUCUUGGUAUAACUUUCACAGUUAUCGUCCUCAUCUUCAUCCUUUCGUCUUUUUUGCUUCUACAUAAAAUAGGAUAUAUUACAUCAGCAAAGGUUUAUACAGAUUCGGAUGAACGUCCUUGUGACAAAAUGAAUUGUCCAUUCGACGCAACUUGUAUAGUGGACAAGCAAACGGACAAACCUUUUUGCAAAUGUUUAUCUACCUGUUCAGCUGAUCUUUUUGCUCCUGUUUGUGGAACCGAUAACAUAACAUAUUCAUCCGAAUGUCAAUUAAAAUUGGCCUCAUGUAAUCAACGAACCACCUUGUUUAUUAAACAUCCUGGUGAAUGUCAGGUUAAAGAUCCUUGUGAAGAUAAAGUUUGUCCAUUUGGAGGAAUAUGUAAAUCAUCAAUUGAUGGUCGAACCAGUGAAUGCAUUUGUCCAGAGAAAUGUUCAAUUCAUGGUGAACCAAAGACAUCAGGUUCCGUUUGUGGCUCAAAUGGAAUCGAUUAUCCCAAUUUGUGUGAACUUAAAAGAUGGUCUUGUCUCCAUUCAACUGAUGUGACAGUUAAAUAUCAUGGAAAAUGUGAUCCCUGUGAUGGUAUUGAUUGUCCUGCUAAUCAAAUAUGCCAAUUAGAUGAACAUCGUAAUCCAAUUUGUAGAUGUAAUUCACUUUGCAAUGAUAACUUCAAACCCAUUUGUGCUUCGAAUGGUAAAACUUAUGCAAACGAAUGUUAUCUUCGAGUUGAAUCUUGUCGUAGUCGUCGUAAUCUUUACGUAAUUCAUCAGGGUGAUUGUAACUCGUCAAAAGUUAACGACCAGUGUUUAGCUCUUAAUUGCUCCAACAAUUCAGUUUGUGACUUGAGUCAACCAGAGACAUCGUGCAUUUGUCCACCUGAAUGUCAAACCAUCUUGAAGCCAGUUUGUGGCGAUGAUGGGAUAACUUAUGAGUCUCUUUGUGACCUAAAUCGUAAAUCGUGUUUGAACAAUCAACUUGUUAGGGUUAAAAACUAUGGGCCCUGUUCAAGCACCGAUCAUUGUGAAAAAACCGUUUGCUCUUUCGGGGCGAUUUGUGAUGUCGACAGAAUAACCAAAACAACUCGAUGUCGAUGUCCUGCUUCAUGUACCGAAGAGUAUAAUCCAGUUUGUGGUUCUGACGGUAUUUCGUAUGUUAAUCCAUGUAAAUUGGCGCGAGAAUCUUGCGAGAGAAGAAGAUUAAUCGAAAUAAGUUACAAAGGUCUUUGUGGAGGAUGUAACAACAUUUUGUGUAAGUAUUAUUCAGUUUGUAUCACCGACGGACUUGGCAGGUCAAAGUGUUCAUGCCCUGAAUCAUGUGUAGCAAUCAACGAACCAGUUUGUGGUACCGAUGGUAAAACCUAUCCCAGUGAGUGCUUGUUACAAGUUACUUCUUGUCAACAACAAAAAAACAUCGCCGUUGAAUCUAAAGGUGCUUGUAAUGUUUGCAAACGAACCAAGUGUGAUAACAACGAGGCUCGUUGUGAGGACGGUGAAUGCAACUGUCGUGAAGAUUGUCCAGAUGAGGAGGAACUUGUUUGUGCUUCUGAUGGUGUCACUUAUCGGAAUCCAUGUGAGAUGGAAAAGAUUUCAUGCCAAUCAAAUUUCGAGUUAAAUAUCAGAUUCUAUGGUAAAUGUGCAGAUGAAUCUCGACCUUCAGAAAACAACAUAAUCAAUCAGUUGAAUCUUCCUACGGCUAUUAAUAUAUUGGAAAUGAGUACAGCCAAUCCUUAUAAUGGAUCCUUGAUGAUUGAUCAAAAUUUCACCGAAUCAUCAGUUAUGAUCACAUCAACACCGAGUUACUCCUCAACACCAAUGAACACAACAGAAGCAACUUUUGAUUCUUUGUGUGGAGGUAAAUUGCUGUGUCAAUUUAAUUCGACGUGCAGUCAAUCAUCUGAUGGUAACUGGGAAUGUUUAUGUCUAUUUGGUUGCGAUGAGACCAAUUCAUCUGACAUCAUUUGUGCGAAUGACACUUUUUUUUAUCCAAAUGAGUGUUCGAUGCUGAAAACAUCGUGUCAAAAGAGUAAACCAUUAGUUUUGACCUCACCUGAGGUUUGCAAAACAGCAGAAAUCAGCAUGAAAAUCACUGAGAAUAGUGAAGAUUCUGGAUGUCUUGGAACACGAUAUGGUUGCUGUUCAGACGAAAAGACUCCAAGUCGAGGUCCGAACUACGCUGGAUGUCCGGAUGUUUGUGCUUGUAAUCGACUCGGAUCAAUAGGAACGACUUGUGAUCCAGUUACUCGUCAAUGUCAAUGUAAACCAGGAGUUGGUGGAUUGAAAUGCGAACGAUGCGAACCAGGUUAUUGGGGUCUACAUAAAAUCUCAGAAGGAAAUGCCGGUUGCACUCCAUGUUCUUGCCACGAAUAUGGGUCGGUUCGUGAUGAUUGUGAACAAACCACUGGUCGUUGCGUCUGCAAGGACAAUGCGAUCGGUAUGAAAUGUGAUCUGUGCAUCGGAGGACAAACACUCACACAAUUUGGCUGCAUUGGUUCUGACGGAGGAUCGAUUGAUGAUAACGAUGAAAAUGGUGAUUUUAUUGAUGAAAAAGAUCAAAUUUCAUCGAACCAAAUAACAACUUGUGAUCAAAUGAAUUGUUCAUUUGGAGCGACUUGUAUUGAGAAUGAAUUAACUCAAGUGCCAUCUUGUUCUUGCCAAUUCAAUUGUGACAUAAGUGAUUUAAUUCCUGUUUGUGGUUCUGACAACAAUACUUAUGGAAGUGCAUGUCAAUUGAAUCUAUUUGCAUGUAGAUUGCAAAAGGUAUUGAAUGUAAUCAAAAUAGGCUCUUGCAAUGAACAAACUAUGACCUCAACUACGACGACAACAUCAACGACAUUCCCGCCUUUUCCAUCAUCAUCCCAAUCAUCAAGUGAAGAAAUUCUUCCAGAGUUAUCAUCAACGGACUCAAUCAAUUUGUCCACAAUCUCCUCAACAACGAAAAAUCCGCCGACAACUCCAAUUAUUUUACCAUUUUCAAUGGAAGAUCAAAUGUUGUCAAAUGAUCCACUCGCUAGUCCAUUAAUUUCAUUGACUCGUAAUUUGGUUUUGUCAAGUGACCUUGAUCCGUCUGCAUGGUUCGAUGUUCCUCGAUUUUCCGGUUCGUCUUACUUGGUCUUUGGUCACUUGCGAUCAAAAAGUCGUCUUGACAUUGACCUCGAACUGACCGUCUCGAAACAAGAUGCUGUCAUUUUAUACAACAGCCAAAAAGUAAAUGAUUUGGGCGAUUUCAUCGCGCUAACAAUCAAAGAGGGUCGAGUUGAGUUCCGUUAUAAUUUAGGAUCUGGGCUUGUUGUGCUUCGUUCACCAGAUAAGAUUUCACUUCGUCGUAAAUUGAGAAUCGUUGCAAAAUUAUAUCACAAAGAAGGUUUAUUAUCUGUAGCAGGUCAAAGCCCGAUCACUGGUCGAUCACUUGGGUUGAUGAAAACACUUAAUUUAGCUGAUUUCUUGUACAUUGGAGGCUACCCUUCUGAACGGCGAAAUAAUCGAACUCGUCAUAAUCUUGGAACAACAUCAGGAUUAGUUGGAUGUUUAACUAAAUUAUCGAUUAAUCAAGAAACGCUUGAUUUAAAUUACCCGUCUUCCAAAAAGAUCAUCGCUCAAAACAGUGUCCGAAAUUGUGACUCUUUGUGCGACUCAUCAUCUUGUCAACAGCCAUCAGCUGAUGAGCCCUCGCCUCCCAGCGAUGAUAAAAUAGUGAAUGGUGAUUCAUUUCAUCGCCACAAUCAUCAACAUCAUCAACAUUUCUCUCAUCAAAAUCAUUAUUAUCAAUCAGCUAAUUUUCUGAAAGAGGAUCAGUUGAAUUCAGAUAAUAAAGAUCUGACCCAAAAAGAAAAUAAUUUUGACUUUGUACCCGAUUUCAAGAGAUCAUCAUAUUUAAUUGUUGAUGAUCAUCCGAAUUUGGCUCAUGUUAGUCAAAUUGAAUUAGCUUUUUACAGUCGUGCCUUUGAUGGUCUCAUCUUGUUCAGUGGUCCAAACAAAUUUACAAAAGGUGAUUAUCUUUGGAUAACCUUAGUUUCUGGUUACCUUGAAUUUGUCUUCAAUUUAGGAUCUGGGCCAUGUUACAUCAGGUAUCCGAUCCAAAUUAGUUUGAAUAAAUGGCACAAAGUGAAAGCGAUUCGACAUCGACGAAAAGGUACACUUCAAAUCGAUUCUGGACCUUUAAUAGACGGAGAAUCAAAGGGUAACUUCAACGAACUGAAUCUUCAAAGUUCCUUAUACUUUGGUGGUGUUCCCAAUGACACAACAACUAGUUGGUUCCAAUCCCGUUACCCAGGAUUAAAUGGAUCGAUUCAAUAUGUUUACAUUAAUGGUCACAAAUGGCAUUCGCUAGUUGAUCGCUCAUCUCGUCUUAAUAAUAUUCAUCCUUUCCACGGGCCACCUUGUAUAGAUACGAAUGGAUCACCAGUUUGCCUUAAUUCUGGUCUCUGUUCACCGAAACUGAAUAGUUUUCUAUGUAUAUGCUCAGAUGAAUUCACCGGAAGACGAUGUGAAAAACGUUUACCAGGAAUAUCGGCAAAUGAUGUUCCAAUAAUCAAACUUAAUGGUUCAAAUCAUCUGAGCUUCAAAAAUCAAGUCAAUUCUAUUUCAACAGAUACAAAGGAAACUUUCAUUGAGAUAACAUUUAAAACUCUCGCUUCAAAUGGUCUUCUAGUCUGGACAAAUAAAGGAACCGGAUAUUCAUUGAAAAGUGAUUAUCUUUCAUUAGCCAUCGUAUCCGAUUCCCUAGAGUUGAGUUAUAAUCUUGGUCGUCAACGGAUUCCAUUUGCACUACGAAGCGAGUUCAAAGUGACCGAUGGUCGUUGGCAUCAUGUAACAAUCAUCAGGAAUAAGAGACUUGGAAUCCUUCAAGUUGACAGUCAAUCUCCAUUAAGUCAUCAUUCAUCAGAAGGAGCAAUUGAAUUGAACACAAAUGGAAUCCUUUGGUUUGGUUCACCUCCAAGUCUCCCAAUCGGCCUCCCUUUACAGUAUUACUCUGGUUUCAAUGGUUGCAUCCAAUCAAUCAUAAUCAAUGGACAAUCAGUCUCAUGGAAUGAGAGUCUCACUAACAUGAUAUCACACGAAUAUUGUACAAGUUGAAACUAAAAAUUAAUAU